AUGGAAUUCCAAAGUGAAGAGAAUGCCACCAAGCUUCUUAAAGCCCAAGCCCAUGUAUGGAACCACAUUUUCAGCUACAUCAAUUCCAUGUCCCUAAAAUGUGCAAUUGACUUAGACAUACCAGAUAUCAUACACAAGUAUGGCCAACCCAUGCCACUCUCACAACUUAUUGCCUCACUAUCAAUUCAUCCAUCCAAAACCGAUUGUAUCUACCGUUUGAUGCGAAUGUUGAUCCAUUCUGGCUUCUUUUCUCAACAAAAGAUCAACGAGAAUGAGCUAGAAAUGGGUUAUGUACUAACUGAUUCAUCUGCUUUAUUGCUUAAGGACAGUCCCUUAAGUAUGGCACCUUUUCUGCAAGCCAUGGUUGAUCCAAUUUUGACAAAGCCAUGGUAUCAAUUGCCUACAUGGUUCAAAAGUGAUGAUCCUACACCGUUUCACACAGCCCAUGGAAUGAAAAUAUGGGAUUAUUGUGGCAUUGAGCCAAAACUUAAUGAACUUUUCAAUGAUGCAAUGGCAAGUGACACUCAUUUGAUUGCCAGUGUGGUGGUUGAGAAGUGCAAGGAGGUGUUCAAAGGCUUGGAGUCAUUGGUAGAUGUUGGUGGAGGUACAGGGACUAUGGCAAAGGCAAUUGCCAAAUCAUUCCCACAGCUUGAGUGCACAGUAUUUGAUCUCCCACACGUUGUUGCUGGUUUGCAAGGAAAAGACAACUUGAAAUAUGUUGGUGGGGACAUGUUUGAGUCAGUUCCUCCUGCUGAUGCCAUUUUGUUGAAGUGGAUCCUGCAUGACUGGAAUGAUGAGCAGUGUCUGAAAAUACUUAAGAAUUGCAAGGAAGCAAUUAAGAACAAAGGCAAAGAACAAAAGGUGAUCAUCAUAGACAUGGUGAUGGAGGACGGAAAACGAGAUGAUGAAUCAAUUGAAACACAGCUCUUUGUUGAUGGUGUUGUGAUGGUGUUGUACCCUGGAAAAGAGAGAAAUGAGAAAGAAUGGGCCAAACUGAUUUUCUCAGCUGGUUUCAGUGACUACAAAAUAACUCCAGUGUUGGGUUUAAGGUCUCUCAUUGAGAUUUAUCCUUAA
This is a messenger RNA of Abrus precatorius (Indian licorice), 1074 nucleotides long. Its product is annotated as probable O-methyltransferase 3. The transcript is spliced from 2 exons. Gene Ontology annotation, biological process: methylation. Gene Ontology annotation, molecular function: S-adenosylmethionine-dependent methyltransferase activity; O-methyltransferase activity; protein dimerization activity. Bases 1 to 1074 code for a protein of 357 amino acids. NCBI's taxonomy places the organism in Eukaryota, Viridiplantae, Streptophyta, Magnoliopsida, Fabales, Fabaceae. The record is from RefSeq and is a predicted model, not a curated record.